UGUGAAAAAAACACAAAUUUUGGCCGAACAAUCAGCAAUCAAUCGUGGAUCGGGAUUUCUACCGUGCUCGGCCGGAGAAGUGGAAGUUUUUACCGACAAGUUCAUUGAAACGCGUAUACUAUACUUCAGUAACAGUUGCGUCAGAAUAUCACUCGGUCUCAAAUCAGCUAAGUAAGGCGGACAGUACAACUCAUGGAUCGUAUGGCGGAACCCGCGGUUUUAGAAAAUCAAGUUUUCGAAAACGAAACGAAAUGUUUGUGGGUAUUCGCGUACGGGUCCCUGUGUUGGAAACCUGGAUUCUCAUUUAGCAAGGCAGUUCCAGGAUGUGUCAGUGGAUACCAAAGGAGAUUUUGGCAGGGAAACACGACCCAUCGAGGAACCGAAGAACAGCCAGGCAGAGUCGCUACAUUAGUUGAAGACAGUGAAGGUCAAGUAUACGGAGUUGCAUUUUCAGUCCAUGGUGAAACAGCCCUGUCAUACCUAUCUCAGCGAGAAUGUGAACAAGGAGGGUACAUUUCAAAGUUCACAGAUUUCCACCCAAGCGAUGGUGCCCCUUUUACGGUACUAUUGUACGUCGCUACACCACUGAAUCCUUUAUGGCUUGGAGAUGCCGAUACGGAGGAAAUAGCCCAUCAAAUAAUUAACUGCCGAGGACCAAGCGGGCACAACGUAGAAUAUCUAAUUCGGUUGGCGAAUUUUAUGAGGAAUUUUUUUCCUGAUAAGCAUGACCCGCAUCUAUACAAUUUAGAAGAAAAAGUAUUAAAUCUAGUUGAAAUGAGAAAGUUAUGUCUGAAAACGCUUAUGGGAUCUGGAGAGGGAUGCAUCACCUUUAUCAGGAAGUCCAAUUCGAGGGAAUCCAGCCCUGAUGACGAAAGACGGCGAGACGAGAACCGGGUCGAAACGUUCGAACACACUGCUAGAGUUCCGGGGAAAAAACUGCGCUGUCUCAAUAUCUAAGAGUAUUUUACUAUUUAUUACGUUAUUAACUGAACCAUUGUGAUAAAACUAUUUUAUAUAUUAUAAAUAUGAGUUAUAUUAACUAAUUUUUAAGUUAUUCCGACGAUAUUUUUUAUAAGUUCCUUGAAAUAAAAUUAUGGCAAAUU
Molecule: messenger RNA, 1103 nt
Organism: Sitophilus oryzae (rice weevil)
Lineage: Eukaryota; Metazoa; Arthropoda; Insecta; Coleoptera; Curculionidae
Product: glutathione-specific gamma-glutamylcyclotransferase 1-like
Exons: 5
Coding region: 193-957 (254 amino acids)
Biological process (GO): glutathione catabolic process
Cellular component (GO): cytoplasm
Molecular function (GO): glutathione specific gamma-glutamylcyclotransferase activity; gamma-glutamylcyclotransferase activity
Source: RefSeq, a predicted model, not a curated record